CUACUGGGUAACUGGGCUUGACUCGCUUCGUCGCCGGGGUGAGACGAAUCGUUGGCGGUGUCGCGCAUCUGUCGACGGGAGCCGCGGCGACGUAGUGAUCGUCUCCACGCGAGUUGAGCGUGCCGCGUGCUACGGUCGUACGAGCGUGACAGCUGUGGCAAGAUGAAGAUGGCGGACGGACCCACGAUCCUCCGGAGAAACAGGCCCGGGACGAAAGCAGAGAGCUCAUGAUCAAGGUUCUGUUUCGCCCUACAGGACUUCAGCAGGUGGCCGGAUGAGCCGUUCGAAGAGAUGGACAGCACGCUAGCCGUGCAACAAUACAUUCAACAAAUGAUCAGAAGAGAUCCGUCUAAUAUCGAUUUGAUACUUAACAUGCCAGAGGCCAACGACGAAGGUGUAUGGAAGUAUGAACAUCUUAGACAGUUUUGUAUGGAGCUCAACGGUUUGGCAGUUAGAUUACAAGAGGAGUGCCACCCUGAAACCUGCACGCAGAUGACAGCCACAGAACAGUGGAUAUUCUUGUGCGCUGCACAUAAAACUCCCAAGGAAUGUCCUGCGAUUGAUUACACUCGACACACACUGGAUGGAGCAGCGUGUCUGCUCAACAGCAACAAAUAUUUUCCCAGCAGAAUCAGCAUCAAGGAAUCCUCUGUAGCAAAACUCGGCUCCGUUUGCCGCAGGGUUUACAGAAUCUUCUCUCACGCAUACUUCCAUCAUAGAACGAUAUUCGAUGAAUUUGAAAAUGAGACGUUCCUUUGCCGCAGGUUUACGUCAUUUGUGACAAAAUAUAAUCUGAUGUCAAAGGACAAUUUGAUAGUACCUAUUAUGGAAGGUGAAGGCGCAACGGAAAGCGAAGCAUAGGAUCUAACAAUGCGAUCAUAUUGCCCAAAGUCGAAUUGCCAGAUUUAGUAAGAAAAGAAAAAUACUAUAUAAUAAUCACGCAUUAUUCUGAUAUUUCGUGAUUAAUAUAAUCUUUGAAGAUCUUUGAAAGCGGCCAGUAAAAAAAUGUGAUCUUUAACGUGAAUUUGUUAUAAAACUUUUUAAUAUUAAUAAUUUUUAUUUCCUUCAGCAUCAUAAUAGUCGAGAAGGAGACUUGGUUUAAAAUUUCUAACAUACUCACCCAUCCUUUUAUCUUGUCUAUCCAGUCUAAUAAAUCUUUUAUAUAUAGAAUAUACAUUAUUAAAAAUAUUGUAUUUAAGAAGUUGCAUCAUAUUGGAGUUAGGUUAUUUUUUCAAGUGUUUUCAAACAAAUUACAUGAUAUAAGUAAAUAUCAAAACUUCUGAAUUUAAAUAAAUUUCAUGAAACUUGCUUCUUUAGAAUUUAGCUCUCGUCUUAAUAUAUUUUCUUGAUAAUUGACAAAUUUCAAAGAUCUCAAAGAAGAUAUUAUUUUGCUCAGUACCUUAUUAAAUAGAAUUUUUUUCUUGAUGAGUGUUUUAAUAAUAGCUGUGCAAUUAUAUUGCUGUAGAUAGAGUAUUUUUCGUGUCUGAUAUCAGUACGACUUAUAUUUAUUCAAUUUGUUUAUAAUGUCUAAGAUUUGCACCUUUAAAAGGAUAUAAGAGUUCAUUAAAAUUAUCAAAUUUCUUGAAGUAUACUGUAUAUGGUAACUUAACUCUGUUAUAUACUUUUUAUAAUAUAUUACAUUUAAAUAAGAAAAAAUAGAAGAAAGAAUACAAUGUUACAAACUUUUUAUCUUACACUAUUGAAGUUACUGGCAAAAAUGUCUCCCAUAUCUAUCAUAUUAUAGUUUACUUUUUGUAAACAGCUUUUUGUAAAAAUAAUAGACUGUGUCUAUUAUUACGUUAAAUAUGUGUAAUGAAAAAAAAUUUGUUUAUGUAAUAUGCAUGUUAUACAUAGUUAAUUGUACGAAUAAUUUUGCAAAUUUUGAAAUUAGUAUAAACAAAAUUCUAUCAGAUCACUUCAUUAAAAUUCUAUUAAAUUACUGUAAUUUCAUGUAUCAUUAAUUUAAUUUUGUAAAAAUAGCAUGCAUUGCACUGAGAAUUGUUAAAAUUUUUUAGUAUAAGAAUUGCUAAAACACUAUCAAUUACGCGAUUUUAUUCCACCUUCGAUAAAAUAAUCGACCUUAAAAAAAAGAAAAAUAAUCUUUAUAUCUGAAAGCGACUUGAGGUAAGAUAAGAUCCAGUUAUGCAGAAAUUUCCAAUAAGAUGGAGAUGAAACAUUUCAAAUGUUUGUUGCCACAAUUUGCAUAACUAGAAAUAUGCGAAUUUAUAUAAACAAUUGUAGAAUUUUACACGUUAUUAUACGAGCAUCGUGUUAGUCUAGAACGUAAUAAUCGUAAUCAUGUAGUUGGUCUUUAUAAAAUGUAUUGUUUGAGCGAGAGGCAUAGCGAUAAAUGUGGUAUUGCACUGUUAUUUAUAAUACAUAUACAUUUAUUCCAUAUAGCAAUAUGAAUCAGGAUGCUAGGCUUUUCCUAUCCUGUUCUCGAAAAUUUCGUAACAAUUUACGAUGAAUCUUGAACGGAUUGCUUGUUCCAUAUGUUGGACAUAAGGCUAGGUCAAAACUACGAUAAAAGAGAUGGAGUGUAGAAAAGUAGCUGGGCGUCUUAUCAACUCGCUCAUCUGCGACUUUUUAAAUCUAUAUAUCUAUAAGAUAUGCUAUAAAAUUAUAGCGCGAAUACAAGCGUUGCUUUUUCUAAAAUAAAUAAUAUUAGCAAGCAAGAUGAUUUUUUAUCUGAAAAAUAGAUUGUAAAAUAUAAAAUUUUAUGACAGCCGAUCGAUAAUGGCAUCGCUUUCUGAGACGACGAAUGUUCACUGUAAUAUGUAAUUCUCAUUUUAUAAAAGUAGCGUCUUUACGCAUUCGUGAUCACGUGACGUUUUUAUUAUGCUGGAAGAUAGAAUAAUUCAUACUCGUGUAUUGGCGCAUGUUGUUACACCAGAGUUGCUAUUGUCCUAUAUGCUUCUCGUAACGAGAUUUUAUCAAGCGACAAGCGGCGCUUUCUUUGACGUACCACGCAUUUUUUGCGAGAUUGUUUCUUUUCGUAUUCGACACAAUGGGAAGGAUAUUGUGUAACAUUGUAUAUAAGACUUGUAAGUACAAAAACUCGAGUUAUAAUGUAUUGAAUACUGCGAGAUGUGACGAGAGAUUCUUUAUGCAGCAGGAAUAUAUAUACAUAUACAUAUAUGACGUGUGACUGUUCCCGUGAAAAUUGUCUAUGUAAUGAUAAAGAAAUAAACUUUCUA
This is a messenger RNA of Monomorium pharaonis (pharaoh ant), 3197 nucleotides long. It is a transcript of the gene Mob4, whose product is annotated as MOB kinase activator-like 4. The transcript has 4 exons. Bases 292 to 861 code for a protein of 189 amino acids. The record is from RefSeq and is a predicted model, not a curated record. Gene Ontology annotation, cellular component: cytoplasm. Lineage: Eukaryota; Metazoa; Arthropoda; Insecta; Hymenoptera; Formicidae.